UUUAGAAUGUAUUAGGCUUUGUAAUUUCUAGGUUCCAAUGAGCCGCAAGGGAAAGGGCCUGGCCGAUUAGUAUGUUACACCCGGAAGUAAAGAGACGAAUAGACCGUCGGUUGCACGUUGCAGUCGGGCCGGCAAACUAGGGACACCACCGCGCAGAGUUAAGUGCUGGGACUUCCAAAGCCUGGAAAGCUGACUGUGUCUCUGCGACUACGGGGCUGCCACGAGCGCUGAGCGGCGGGGUAUUUGGCCUCCAGGAGGAGGCACUGUAACGGCAGCGCGGAGAGGGCGGAACGCGGAACGCGGAACGCAACCACUCUAGCUCCCGACGGACGCAGUUUCCGGUAGCACUGGCGAGCUCCGGGCCAGCUGCGGAGCGACUCCCCUCCGCCGAGAGGGCGACCUGGCUGUCGGGAAGGACGGGCUGGGGCCUGCAGUUCCUCCUCCGGAGCAUCCCCGCCAGCGGGACGACCCCACGCGGCAGCACGGGCUUCCGGCUUCUGCGCUCAGUGGAGACAAUUCGAGGGCACAGCGGGCUCCGGAGGCGCGAUGGGCAGCUCUCAAAAAAGGCACAAACAGUUGAAGGAUGGAUACCAUGGCAUUUGUUAAAAGCAUGUUGAAAGGAAAAUAAGAAAGGCAGGAAUCUCAGGAUGAGUCAGUCUCGAUCUAGAUCAGAUGGUGGUAGUGAAGAAACCUUACCUCAAGACCAUAAUCAUCGUGAAAAUGAGAGAAGAUGGCAGCAAGAGCGUCUCCACAGAGAAGAGGCCUAUUAUCAGUUUAUUAAUGAACUCAAUGAUGAAGAUUAUCGGCUUAUGAGAGACCAUAAUCUUUUAGGCACCCCUGGAGAAAUAACAUCAGAAGAACUGCAACAGCGGUUAGAUGGGGUCAAGGAACAACUAGCAUCUCAGCCUGACCUGAGAAAUGGAAGAAAUUACAGAGACUCAGAAGUGCCUAGAGAAAGUUCAAAUGAAGAUUCUCUUUUAGAAUGGCUGAACACCUUCCGACGCACAGGAAAUACAACUCGAAGUGGACAAAACGGGAACCAAACUUGGAGGGCUGUGAGUCGGACGAACCCGAACAGUGGAGAGUUUCGGUUUAGUUUGGAAAUCCACAUAAAUCAUGAAAACAGAGGAUUUGAAAUUCAUGGAGAAGAUUAUAUAGACAUUCCACUUUCAGAUAGUAACAGAGAUCAUACUACAAAUAGGCAACAAAGGUCAGCUAGUCCUGUGGCUAGGCGAACAAGAAGCCAAACCUCAGUGAAUAUCAGUGGUAGUAGCUCCAACAUUCCAAGGACUAGGCUGGCUUCAAGGGGGCAAAAUCCAGCGGAAGGAUCUUUCUCCUCAUUGGGAAGGUUAAGAAAUGGAACUGGGGGAGCAGCUGGCAUUCCUCGAGCUAGUGCUUCACGCACUAAUUACAGUAGUCACACACACCAAUCAGGUGGUAGUGAACUCAGGCAAAGGGAAGGGCAACGGUUUGGAGCAGCACAUGUUUGGGAAAAUGGGGCUAGAAGUAAUGUUACAGUGAGGAAUACAAACCAAAGAUUAGAGCCAAUAAGAUUACGAUCUACGUUCAGUAGUCGAAGCCGUUCACCAAUUCAGAGACAGAGUAGCACUGUUCAUCAUAAUUCCCAAAGGGAAAGUAGACCAGUACAGCAAACCACUAGAAGAUCUGUUAGGAGGAGAGGUGUAAGUCGAGUCUCUUUAGAGCAAGAUAGAGAACGAGAACGCAGAGGUACUGCAUAUACCCCACUCUCUAAUUCAAGACUUGUGUCAAGAAUAACAGUAGAAGAAGGAGAAGAAUCCAGCAGAUCCUCAACUGCUGUACGACGACAUCCAACAAUCACACUGGACCUUCAAGUGAGAAGGAUCCGUCCUGGAGAAAAUAGAGAUCGGGAUAGUAUUGCAAAUAGAACUCGAUCCAGAGUAGGGCUAGCAGAAAAUACAGUCACUAUUGAAAGCAAUAGUGGGGGCUUUCGCCGAACCAUUUCUCGUUUAGAGCGGUCAGGUAUUCGAACCUAUGUUAGUACCAUAACAGUUCCUCUUCGUAGGAUUUCUGAGAAUGAGCUUGUUGAGCCAUCGUCAGUGGCUCUUCGGUCAAUUUUAAGGCAGAUCAUGACUGGAUUUGGAGAACUGAGUUCUCUAAUGGAGGCUGAAUCUGAGUCAGAGCUUCAGAGAAAUGGUCAGCUUUUACCAGAGAUGCAUUCAGACCUGAGGAACUUAGAUACUGUUAAUGACAGGAGCCAGCACAGGGAAGGUUCCUCUCAAGACAGGCAGGCCCAAGGAGACAACACUGAAAUGCAUGAUGAAAACGAGACCACCCAGCCUCAUACCCGAAACAGUGACACUAGGGGUGGCAGGCAGUUGCGAAAUUCAAACACUUUAGUUGAAACUGGAACACUACCUAUUCUUCGCCUUGCUCACUUUUUUUUACUAAAUGAAGGUGAUGAUGAUGAUCGAAUACGUGGUUUAACCAAAGAGCAGAUUGACAAUCUUUCUACCCGGCACUAUGAGCAUAACAGUAUUGAUAGUGAACUAGGUAAAAUCUGUAGUGUUUGUAUCAGUGACUACGUAACUGGAAACAAGCUCAGGCAAUUACCUUGCAUGCAUGAAUUUCACAUUCAUUGUAUUGACCGAUGGCUCUCAGAGAAUUGCACUUGUCCGAUCUGUCGGCAGCCCGUUUUAGGGUCCAACAUAGCAAGCAAUGGGUAAAGUAAUGGGAUCUCCCCAAGUACCGUUUUUUUAGGAGAACUGAAUGCUCAAGCAUUGUUUUGCUGAGUUAUUUGUGAUGAACUAACCAGGAUGAAAAAUAACAGAUUAUAUAUAGUAUGAACUAUUUUUUGUGUGCUUUUUUAAACUUGUUAAAAAGAGGAAAUUUAUAUAAAAUGUUAAAUUAUCCAGAAAUACAAAAUAGUCAAUAUUGCUAGAACCAAAUAACCUCUAAGAUGUCUUUAUUUUGGUAAUUUUGUCAUGCUAAGCACUUUUGUAUCUGCACAAUUCAGUAGGUUAAAAAUCAAUCUUCUUUUUCUUAAUAGUACAGCAGACUUUACUUUUAAGUUUCAUAGGCUUAGUACUUAUGUCUAGACAUUUGUGUCUAAAUAAGCUUUUCAUUAACUUUUUAUUUUAAGGACAGUGUCUUUUCAUGAAAGAGUAUUUGGCUGAAUGUUUGCUAUAUAUAUGUUACUUGAAAUAAAUUUAAUAUGCAGCAUACCAUAUGUGUAUAUAUAGGUAUAUAAUUUUAAGGUUAAAAUAUUCACACAAGUUUGGUUCUUAUUUAAGCUUUUGGGCUAAUACUGCAUAUGGCACAAUGUUUAUUGGCAAGAUCAUCUCAGAAAGGGGAUUCAGAUAUAAUUUUAAAAUAGAGAUAAUUUACUGAAGCGUCUCUGACAAUCUAACUUAUUAGAUAGCAAGCAAUAUAUACUGAAAAAGUAUUCAGGAAUGGAAAAAUUAGAGCAUAUAGGUUAUUUAACUUGUGUUCAGCCCUUUUGUAACUUUUUUGAAAGUGCAAACAAUUCUUUGGAUUAUUAAAUAAGGUAUACAAUAUGCAUGGUUUCUCAAAUUUAGUUUUAAAAUCUAAAAAAAAGUCUAUAAAGAAAUGCAUAGAUAAUAAGUUCACUUGGAGGCUAAAAAUUUGCAAUGAAAUCAAAACAAAAACGUUUAAGAGAAUGUAGAGUUUAUAUAAACACAAAGUGUGCAUUGAAGAUCUGUUUCUACCAAUAAAUAUUAAAACAAAGACUGUA
Molecule: messenger RNA, 3733 nt
Organism: Saimiri boliviensis boliviensis (Bolivian squirrel monkey)
Lineage: Eukaryota; Metazoa; Chordata; Mammalia; Primates; Cebidae
Gene: RNF6
Product: ring finger protein 6
Biological process (GO): protein ubiquitination; positive regulation of DNA-templated transcription; ubiquitin-dependent protein catabolic process
Cellular component (GO): nucleus
Molecular function (GO): ubiquitin protein ligase activity
Source: RefSeq, a predicted model, not a curated record